AUGUCAUCAGAACCCGCAUUGUUGACAGCCAUCCGCAACUUGCAAAACCCUAUACCUCAAUAUGUAUUAGGAACAUUGCCAGCUAUAGCAAUUUUGGGAACAACGCCACAUAGUGGUUUGUGCGCGAAGCUAAUAUGGUUUGCGCGAUGUCUUGGUUGUCCAUUCACUGGAAUGUUUUAUUUUUGCAACAUUGGAAAUAUUCCAUCAGAAAUGUGUGCAUACUGGCUAUCGGCAGAAUAUUUUGAUUUUGAGGGGAAUCUAAUCGAUUAUCUGCCUGUUGGACAUCACGCUAUGCAAUUAAAUCCUACUGCGAAUCAGAUAGCAAUUAUAAAUAAUUGGGUCGCAGAAGCAUCUUUGUUAGAUAGAUUAUCAUCGCUUGUAUCUCUAUAUUAUAUAUUUGUUGGCAUAUUUGCUGGAAUAUCUAAAGCAGCAGGACCAUGUAUAGAGGAUAAAUCAUUACAAGAUUGGCCAUAUUUACCGUUAUUAUUUAUUUGGACAUUACCAGUGAUUUAUGUUAGGAUAAGAAAUGGAAGAGUAGUAGACAGAGUGUUACAAGGACAUUUACAUAAUCCACAAGAUACAGGUCAAAUAGUUCCAAUACCUGUUGCAACUUUCCAACUACAAGAUCUUCAUAACAAAAAGGCCCAUGCAGCAAUUACAGCAUUAGCUUCAGUUACUCUACCUUGGCUAACA
This is a messenger RNA of Racocetra persica, 693 nucleotides long. Lineage: Eukaryota; Fungi; Glomeromycota; Glomeromycetes; Diversisporales; Gigasporaceae. The record is from the annotation of a GenBank genome assembly.